This is a messenger RNA of Metarhizium album ARSEF 1941, 1956 nucleotides long. RefSeq names its product nucleolar GTP-binding protein. The transcript has 3 exons. Bases 1 to 1956 code for a protein of 651 amino acids. Gene Ontology annotation, cellular component: nucleolus. Gene Ontology annotation, biological process: ribosomal large subunit biogenesis. Gene Ontology annotation, molecular function: GTPase activity; GTP binding; RNA binding. The record is from RefSeq and is a predicted model, not a curated record. NCBI's taxonomy places the organism in Eukaryota, Fungi, Ascomycota, Sordariomycetes, Hypocreales, Clavicipitaceae.
AUGAAGACGACGUGGAAGGAUAUUCCUCCAGUUCCAACUCAGCAGGAGUUCUUGGACAUUGUGUUGAGUCGAACCCAACGCAAACUGCCGACCCAGAUUCGUGCAGGUUUCAAGAUAAGCAGAAUUCGAGUCAAGUUCUCCCAGGAAACCUUCUCCGAAAAGUUCGCCGCCAUCCUCGAGAGUUUUCCGCGAUUGCAGGAUAUCCAUCCGUUCCACAAGGAUUUGCUCAACACGCUCUAUGAUGCCGACCACUUCCGCAUUGCGCUCGGUCAGCUCUCUACCGCCAAGCACUUGAUCGAGACCAUUGCCAGAGACUAUGUCCGUCUGCUCAAGUAUGGCCAGUCCCUCUUCCAGUGCAAGCAGCUCAAGAGGGCUGCGCUCGGUCGCAUGGCCACCAUCUGCAAGCGCCUCAAGGACCCCCUCUUGUAUCUCGACCAGGUCAGGCAGCAUCUUGGUCGGCUGCCCUCCAUCGACCCUAAUACUCGAACUCUGCUCAUUUGCGGUUAUCCCAAUGUGGGCAAGUCCAGCUUUCUGAAAAGCAUCACUCGUGCCGACGUUGACGUUCAGCCCUAUGCUUUCACGACCAAGAGUCUGUUUGUCGGCCACUUUGACUACAAGUAUUUGAGAUUCCAGGCCAUUGACACUCCGGGUAUUCUGGACCAUCCCCUGGAGGAGAUGAACACGAUUGAAAUGCAGAGUAUUACUGCCAUUGCACAUCUGCGAUCAGCUAUCCUGUACUUCAUGGACCUGUCCGAGCAGUGCGGCUACACUGUUCAGGCACAGAUUCAGCUGUUCAAGAGCAUCAAGCCUCUAUUCUCCAACAAGCUCGUCUUCCUGGUCGUAAACAAGAUCGACGUUGCUCGACCCGAGGAUCUAAGCCCCGAGCUGCAGGCGGAUCUGCAAGGCCUGAUGAAGGCUGGAGAGAUUGAAAUGCUCCAACUUUCCUGCAACACUCAGGAAGGUGUGCAAGAAGUCAAGAACGCCGCCUGCGAGCGCCUGAUUGCCGAGCGAGUCAACCAAAAGCUGAAGGCUGGCACAAGCAAUGGUAGGAAUAUUGGCGGCCGUCUGGCCGAUGUCAUGUCCCGCAUCCACGUUGCCCAGCCCAUGGGCGGCCAGUCUCUCGAGACGUUCAUCCCCGAAGGAAUCAAGAAGUUGAAGAAGUACGACAAGGAGGACCCGGAACGCCGCAAACUGGCCAGAGAUGUCGAAGUCGAGAACGGUGGCGCUGGAGUAUUCAACGUCGACAUGCGCGCAGACUACCUCCUCGAGGACCCCGCGUGGAAGUACGACAAGAUCCCCGAGAUCUUUGACGGCAAGAACGUCUACGACUUUAUCGAUCCCGACAUUGAAUCCAAGCUUGCCGCUCUGGAGGAAGAAGAAGAUAAGCUGGAACAGGAAGGCUACUACGACUCUGACGAAGAAAUCGACGACGACGAAGAGGCAGAAGUCCUGAGAAAAGCCGAGCUCAUCCGUGAGAAGCAGCAGCUGAUCCGCAACGAAGCCCGCAUGAAGAAGCGUCUCAAGAACCAAGCCAUCAUCCCCCGCAGCAAGACCAAAAAGUCCUUCUCCCAGCUCGAGGACGCCCUCGAUCAACUGGGCGUCGACACCAGGAAUCUCGCCGACCGCGCACAGCCCAAGGAGGUCCGCCGCGGGCGCUCCAUGUCCCGCAGCCGCCUGGGCACCGAGGACGUCGACACAAUGGAUGUCGACUCCAAGCCCCGCGAUCGCCUGCGCUCCCGCGCUCGCUCCAUGACCAGAGCGCCCACAACCAACCGUCGCGAGGACGGUGUCCAGGACGAACUAACGAGGUCAAAGGCCGAGAGAAUCGCCAAGCUCAACCAGAAGAGAAUGAACAGGAUGGCUCGGCAAGGCGAGGCCGACAGACAUACCACGGUUUCUCUGGAAAAGCACCUCUUCUCUGGCAAGCGCGGCAUCGGCAAGACUGGUCGACGAUAA